AAUUAAUUUUGCUGCAUUAAUUAUUUUGGAGAGAAAUGGCUUUCGCCAGCAUUGUGAAACGUUCUCUGCGCUCCGGGUUGCAGUUACAGGGUUUUGGGUUACAGCCGCCGCAGUCCUCUGUAAUAGGAUGCGGCUUACUAAGUUCGCAUCAGCACCGCCGUGCAGCUGCGAAAUGGUACCCGGAUCCGGAAUUCAUGAAGCAGUUCAGCGGCCCUGUGAUGUAUCCCGACGAAAUAACUUCGCUCUGGAAAGUGCCCCCAUGGAAUAGCAAAGUCACGCCCGUCGAAAAGUCGGUGCGCAAUUUGACACUUAACUUCGGUCCGCAACAUCCCGCUGCUCACGGAGUACUCCGGCUGGUGCUAGAACUGGACGGCGAGACUGUUAUGCGCGCGGACCCACAUAUCGGAUUGCUGCACCGUGGCACGGAGAAGCUUAUUGAGUACAAGACGUAUACGCAGGCUCUUCCCUAUUUUGAUCGUUUGGAUUAUGUUUCGAUGAUGUGCAACGAACAGUGUUACUCUCUGGCCGUAGAAAAGCUACUUAAUAUUGAUGUGCCUCUCCGGGCCAAGUACAUACGCACGCUGUUUGCUGAAAUAACACGCAUUCUAAACCACAUAAUGGCUGUAGGGACACAUGCCCUAGACGUUGGCGCACUCACACCGUUCUUUUGGCUCUUCGAGGAGCGCGAAAAAAUGAUGGAGUUUUACGAGCGUGUUUCCGGAGCCCGUAUGCACGCUGCGUAUAUUCGACCUGGUGGUGUGUCGUUGGAUAUGCCGAUUGGUUUAAUGGACGAUAUCUAUGAGUUUGCCUCAAAAUUCGCCGAGCGCCUAGAUGAAGUGGAGGAUGUGCUUAGCACCAACCGCAUCUGGGUGCAACGUACUGAGGAUAUCGGCAUUGUAACUGCUGAGGAGGCUCUUAACUAUGGCUUCAGUGGCGUCAUGCUUCGUGGUUCAGGCAUCAAAUGGGAUUUGCGGAAGCAGCAGCCAUACGACGCCUAUCAUCUUGUGGACUUUGACGUGCCGAUCGGCACAAAAGGAGACUGCUAUGAUCGCUAUCUUUGCCGCAUCGAGGAAAUGCGUCAGUCCCUGCGCAUAAUCGACCAGUGCCUCAAUCAAAUGCCUGCAGGAGAAAUUAAGACGGACGAUGCUAAAGUGACGCCUCCGUCGCGUUCCGAAAUGAAAACUUCUAUGGAGGCACUGAUUCAUCAUUUCAAGCUAUUUACUCAAGGCUUCCAAGUGCCACCUGGCGCCACAUAUACAGCUAUAGAAGCUCCCAAAGGCGAGUUCGGUGUUUAUUUAGUGUCAGAUGGCUCCAGCCGUCCAUAUCGCUGUAAGAUCAAAGCUCCCGGAUUUGCCCACUUAGCGGCGUUAGAGAAAAUUGGCAAACAGCAUAUGUUGGCCGAUGUCGUUGCCAUUAUUGGAACAUUGGACGUAGUUUUUGGCGAAAUAGAUCGAUAGACGAAGAUCAUUUAUUCAAUAUUAUGCUUUCAUGAACUUGUAUAUGAAAACUGGUUAUUAAAAUCAGAGUUAUGGUCGUAACAAA
Messenger RNA from Drosophila persimilis, 1542 nucleotides. RefSeq names its product NADH-ubiquinone oxidoreductase 49 kDa subunit (gene ND-49). The coding region runs from base 36 to 1457 and encodes 473 amino acids. The record is from RefSeq and is a predicted model, not a curated record. Gene Ontology annotation, biological process: mitochondrial electron transport, NADH to ubiquinone. Gene Ontology annotation, molecular function: NAD binding; NADH dehydrogenase (ubiquinone) activity; quinone binding. The transcript has 6 exons. Lineage: Eukaryota; Metazoa; Arthropoda; Insecta; Diptera; Drosophilidae.